AUGUCUAGUAAACAACUUCAGACUUCCACAGACCUAUACAUCAGACAGUUCAAGUGGCAUAAGAUUGUGAUUGUGAGAUCAGUCUUUGCAAUUUGGAUCUUGUACAGCAGGGUUUCCUGGCCUGACAGUACUGUCCUUCUGCCCCCAAGGCUCUGCCUUGCCCGCAAGUCCUCUGGCUCUCAUCCCCAGGACCUCUGGGACCUGACCCAUCUUCCGCACUGGCCUCUGACCCCAGGAGAUGAGGGGAACCUUUUGGCCUCUACCAGCCCCCAGACCUCCACCUACCACCUGAGGGGUCCUGCCCAGGCCAGUUAUGGCCUAGGAGGCUACCUGGAGGCCAUCCUUGUGGCCAGAGACCAUCGAGGCAAGCCCAAGACCUAUGGCAGGGAUCUGUUUUGGGCACAGCUGCUGGGUCCUGACUUGAAGGCAGGGGUCUCUGGGGAUGUCCAGGAUCUGGAGAAUGGCACAUAUCUGCUGUCCUUUCACCUGCUUUGGGCUGGGCAGGCCCAGGUGCAAGUGCAGCUGAUCCACUCCAGUGAGGCUGUUGGGGUUCUGCGAAGAAUCUGGAGAGACCAAUGGGCCACAGAAUUUAUGGGCUAUUUUCGGGGACCUGCAGGAUAUAAAGAAAUUGUUACUUGCAAUAUUAAUCCCCUGUUAACUGGGGAGGAAGAAUCUACCUGUCACUAUAGGGAUGAAGAUCUGGGGGAGCUCUGGUUUUGCAUUCGACCCCCUACCCUGCCCUGUGACUCACUGGAGGGACAUUCAAGUGAACAUUACUGGAAUGUGACCACACCACAUGAGGAGGCCCUGCUGGUGUGGAAUGUGGAAGACAAGGUCCUCCCUCAGGGUAUUUCUUCAAUCUGGGUGGCUGAGCACAGCAACAAGAGUCUGGUGUUGUCCCCCCAACAACCAUGCCAUCCUGGGAUCCCAGGCCCAAAGCCCUCUGGCUUCUACCACAGAGACGUGUGGCACUUGCUGUCCUGCUCCAGCUGCUCCUUCUCUACUGUGGACAGCAUCCUGAGCUGCCUGGCUGGCCACAUCAUCCACAUGACGGAGGACUCCAUACUUCGGCAGUGGUGGGAGUAUCUGCGGGACACUGUGCCCUCCCUGAAGCCGGUGGAUCUACAUGUCCCAUAUCAGACAGGGCCUCUGAUGGCCGUGGAGACAAAUCAGGGCAUAGCGCUGAACUGGCGGGCCCACAGCUGGCCCCUGCUCUCUCUCCGCACACCAGUGGCCUCCCUGCACUCUGUGGUCCAGGAGCUGAGGGGCCUGGCCGGGGGCCCCCAAACCGUGAUGGUGCUGAGGCUCGGCGCCCACUUCACCACCUUCCCUCCAUCCAUCUCUGUGCGAAGACUGGCAGGGAUCCGGGCAGCUGUGGCUGCGCUGCUGGCCUGGGAGCCCCGCACUCUUGUGGUCAUCAAGCUGGCCAACACCGGCUACAAGUCUGUGUAUGGCAGUGACUGGUUCACCCUCCAAAUGAACCGGCUCCUCCAAGCUGCCUUUGCUGACCUCCGCGUGGAUGCCUGGGAAAUGACCUCCAGCCUGGCGCUGCCUGACAACAUCCACCUUAGGCAGCUCACCAUCCAAAACAAGGCAGAUUUCCUCCUUUCCUUUAUCUGCCCCACCUGAGUGCUUCUGCCAGUCCUGAGGCUGUGUGGAUAGAGGGCCUGAGGACUGUUGUGAAGAGGAUCACAGUCAUAAUAGGAGUUCUGAGAUAUGGGCAGGUGCCAUAAAUUUUUCUCGCCUAGAAGACUGCAAUAGCUUCCUAACUACAGCCGAUUCUAUUCUUGCUCCACUCCAACCUCUUCUCCACUCAGAAUAAGUGUGAUUAUUUUAAAACAAAAAUGAGACCAGGUCAUUAGCUUGCUCAAGAGCCAAAGGCUUCUCAAGUAAAAAUCCAAGCCCCUUACCAUGGUCUGAGGUCCUGUAUAAUGGUCCUGCCUAACUCUACAGCCUCAUUUAUUGCCACUCUUCCAACCCCAUGGACUCUUGCUGCUCAAGCAGGUCAAGCUGUCUGGUCUCGGGGCCUUCAUGUAUGCUGUUCCUGUGCCUAGAAUGCCCCUCUCCCUGAUCCUCAUAUGGAUGGCUUUCUUCUUAGCUCUCUGAUCAAACAUCUUCUCCUCAGAAGCUUUCUCUGACCACUCUCACACCCCAGCAUUCUAUCCCCUUCUCGGGCUGCUUUUUUCUCAAAUCACUAACCACAACUUGUGAUUAUUUGGUUUCCUAUUAUUGUUGUUGU
Pteropus alecto (black flying fox) is the source of this 2239-nucleotide messenger RNA. Its product is annotated as NXPE family member 3-like. Lineage: Eukaryota; Metazoa; Chordata; Mammalia; Chiroptera; Pteropodidae. The record is from RefSeq and is a predicted model, not a curated record.